Penaeus vannamei (Pacific white shrimp) is the source of this 1814-nucleotide messenger RNA. The record is from RefSeq and is a predicted model, not a curated record. Lineage: Eukaryota; Metazoa; Arthropoda; Malacostraca; Decapoda; Penaeidae.
GUGCCCAGAUCUGUUCGAGAAUACUGUGAGGCAGUUGUUUGCUUUGGCGCGUAGUAAAGAUGAACGACUGCGAGAGUUUGUGCUUCUCUUCGCACCAAGCCUUCUCUACAUAUAUCUUUCCUCUAUAAGCUUUGGAGAAAAGAAGGGCGUAGGAAGUGUUGAGGUAGCUCUCUUGGCUCUUUAUAAUAUGGAAGUCUUAGAUGAACAGGGACAACCUAGAAUUGCUCCUUUUCGCCUUCCAACCCUCGCACGACAGUCAGUCUUUCAUGAGCCUGCUAGCUUAGCUCCAGCUUCUUUCACUGUGGACUCCUUGCAAAGACUGGAGGCUGGAGAUGCGGAGACAGUACGAUGGGGACCCCCAACACAAAUGACGUCUGUCACUGCAGCAACAAGGCAUCACCUGGCCACUGCCAUAAUGGUUGCCUUUAAUGCUAGACUAGCAACAUUACCCAAGAUCGCACUGAUGCACCUUUGCAAAGCUGCCUCAAAAAUUGUCAGUCAGGGAUUUAACCGACCUGGUCAUCAUCACCGUUCGUCCUAUGGCAGUGAGAGUAGCUUUAGCCUCUACCCACGGCCAACUCCUAGAAUACCCGUCACUACAGAGUUAUUGGCAGAGCUUCUACAUGCAGUUUACUUUGCCAUACCGGCUGAGCGAAGUCUGCAUGACCUGCCCUCGCUCAUGUCCAUUAGCAUGCCACUUUCACACUUCCACUACUCAAGCCACAAUGCUGCCAAAGGAGGAGGAACACAGUGCCCAGCUAUGAUGCCGAAUUGUGCUGGACAGUGUUACCAUAGCCCUCAUGUCAAACUGCGCAGGUUCAAUGAAUUUGCAAGUUUAGGCAUACAAGCCCUGGAGGAUUUGCACAUGAGGGCACAAUAUGAACUGUUUGGUGAUGUUCUUCUGAUGACAAAUGCCAUCAAAAAUUCCCUCAAAGUGAAUCCUAGUGGCCAACCAAGUGAUGGACCAAUGGGUAUUAGUGUUGCUCUCACACCAUUGACUACAACAGCACCACUUUCAAAAUCUUUCAUCACAAAUGCAUCCUUCAGAACCAAAAAAUUGCCAGAUGAUAUUCCUAUCCAACACACAGAGGACGGGAAGCCUCUUACUUCAAUUUGUGAAGAAGGAGACCUUGAUGAUAAGAGCAAACCUAUUCGAACUCCUCAAGGAUCAGGGAGAGAAAAGGAUAUCAAAGAUAAAGAUGGUAGGGACAAAGAUAAGGAGAAGGAGAAAGAAGGCAAGGAGAAAAAAUUUGUUUCCACAAACAUUCCUAUUCCAAAUCUGGUUAAGAGAAGAGACAAAGAAAAGGCUAAAAAUGGAGAUAAGAAGGAGAGUGAGAAGCGAAGUGAAAAGAGAGAGAAACACAAGCAUGAUAAGGACAAAGACAAAGAUAAGGAGAACAGAAAUGGAACCAGCAGCAAUCGCAACAGUGCCAUAAUGAACAGUGACUCCGAUGGGGGGGGCACUGAUGUGACCAUCAUCACAAACCAGCAACAACAGUCACAGCAGCAGCAGUUUGAGAUGAAGGUGAUCAUCAAGUCCCCAAGGCACUAUGAGACCAGUAACAGUGCCGAGGACUAUACCCCACCCACCAGCGAAAACGAGGAAGGUAAGGUCGAGGAGGAUAUGUCUGACCAUGUUGGGCACCAAACCAGGAGUCCUCUUGAAACCAAUGGCAGCCAGAACCAUGUAGCCAAAGUGGUUUGAAGUUGCUGACUGCUGUUUUUGAGGUUUGCAGAAUUGGUGAAUGUUGUGGAUACAAAAGUUAUGAGAUGUUGCAUUUAUAGAUUUAUUAAUAAAUGGUUUUGAAGGUGUA